Musa acuminata AAA Group (dessert banana) is the source of this 939-nucleotide messenger RNA. Its product is annotated as universal stress protein PHOS32-like. Lineage: Eukaryota; Viridiplantae; Streptophyta; Magnoliopsida; Zingiberales; Musaceae. The coding region runs from base 70 to 543 and encodes 157 amino acids. The record is from RefSeq and is a predicted model, not a curated record. The transcript has 4 exons.
AUCAUCAUUCUUCCUCGGCUCUCCUUGGAUCGCUUUGCGGAGCGAAGACGAAGGCGCAGCGAGCAGUCGAUGGCGGCGGAUCGUAGGGUCGGGGUGGCGAUGGACUUCUCGCCGUGCUGCAAGGCGGCGCUCCGGUGGGCGGUGGAGAACGUGGUGAGGGACGGCGACCACCUCGUCGUGGUCAACGUCCAGAAGGAGGGCUGCUAUGAAGAGGGCGAGAUGCAGCUCUGGGAGACCACCGGAUCUCCAUUUAUCCCACUGAUAGAAUUCUCUGACCCUGGAAUUGCAAAGAAAUACGGGGUGAAGCCUGAUGCUGAAACUCUGGACAUUCUCAAUACUGUAGCCAGGCAAAAGGAGAUUGUUGUUCUGAUGAAGAUCUACUGGGGAGAUGCACGCGAAAAGAUAUGUGAAGCAAUUGAUACCAUUCCUCUGAGCUGUUUGAUCAUUGGGAAUAGAGGGCAUGGGGGGAUUAAGAGGUUGACAAGUUCUCCUUUUGCUACUGACCUUUUGUCCAAAGGAGAACCUUUUUAUGUUGAGACUUAAUAGUCGCAAGAUGUGCUUACGGCUGCUGUUGGGUAGUGUGAGUAACCAUGUGGUGAACAAUGGUACCUGCCCAGUCACAGUUGUCAAGGGUGUUGAUCAUUAAAACUAGUUCAUCUGCUUCUUCCACGAGGACCCCACGCCCUGCUGUGUUGUCGUGCUUAUAGAACUUGGCAUCACCUUCCUCUAAUAAAAAUGGUGGUGUCUGAUGAGCAUGUACUUGUAACUUACAAUGUGUAUUACUUUUUCUGUCGACCGGAUACUGUGACAAGUCUGCUGUCCAGUUUUUCGGAAAUAAUCAUCUGAGGUUUCAUGAUGCUGGAUUCUGUAAACUGGGAGCAUGUUCGAUUUUGUUAUGCAUCUUUCCACACAUGAUGAUCGUGGUCUGGAAUUGUCCAA